Messenger RNA from Diaporthe batatas, 432 nucleotides. RefSeq lists its product as uncharacterized. The coding region runs from base 1 to 432 and encodes 143 amino acids. NCBI's taxonomy places the organism in Eukaryota, Fungi, Ascomycota, Sordariomycetes, Diaporthales, Diaporthaceae. The record is from RefSeq and is a predicted model, not a curated record. The transcript has a single exon.
AUGUCCCCCGUCGUCAUCGGUGUCGGCAGCAAGGGUAUCGACAUCACCAUUUCCAAGUCCUACGCGAUAUCCAACGGCAUUACAGUUGGUGGCUCCUAUGACUUCAGCAAGCUGGAGGCCAGCCUCGGCGCCACCUUCAAGGUUGACUACACGAAGACUUGGACCACCACCCAGGGCUACCUCAUCCGCGGCACUGUCGAUGACGGCUACACCGGUGUUGUUAUCACUCGCCCCUGGACCAACCGGAAGUACGGCCGUACUUUCCAGGGCUGCCCUGGUUCUCUCAAGCAGACCGGUACCUUUAUGGCUGACUCUCAUGAGGAGGGCUCCUACGAGGGUGUCUCCUGGGUUGGUGGUGCCAUUACUGCCUGCAUCAAGAAGCAGAGCUCCAUCCCCCUGACUCGCUGCAACGGUGGUGGCCAAUUCCGCUAA